AUGAACCACAACCCCGGAACCGGUCAGGCACCCGGUCACCCCGGAACCGGUCAGGCACCCAUCUCUAUGGGAGGGAACCCCAUCUCCAUGGUAGGGGCAGGCAACCCCAUGGUAGGGGCAGGCAAUAACCCCAUGGGAGGUAAUACCAUGGCAGGGGGAAGUAACCCUACGGGUAACCCCACCGGUAACAGCCCAGGGAGCAAGGACUCCGCAUCCAACGACGAGCACCUCCACAGGGUACGCAAGCUCUACAACACUCUCAAACAACAGGAACACCAAAACCUCCUACAUCCAUCCGUCCUCUCCCUCUUGUUCGCCAACGAAGGCUGCCUUCUUGCGGGCGCUGAAACUGAAAAGUUGCUGUGUCGAAUUGUGGAGUUGAAAGCUCGGAAACUGAUUGAGAGCGUGUCGCCGGCUGACCGAGAGUAG
This is a messenger RNA of Gregarina niphandrodes, 429 nucleotides long. RefSeq lists its product as hypothetical. The record is from RefSeq and is a predicted model, not a curated record. The transcript has 2 exons. Lineage: Eukaryota; Apicomplexa; Conoidasida; Eugregarinorida; Gregarinidae. Bases 1 to 429 code for a protein of 142 amino acids.